AAAUUAGCACACACAAAAUCGUUGCAUUGUCACAAGAAAGGAGAACGAAAAAAAAAAGGAGCGAGAGCGUAGGCGGAGGGAGGUAGCCUGCGAAAGGCAGAAAACCCUAAUGCGACUGCAAGACAAAGAAUCACAGUGACCGAUUCGGAUUCCAAUUUCAACUCCCAAAUCUCAAUUCCAAUCAAUCGAGAAGAAGAAGAAGUAACAACAUGACGAUCCAUUCUGUAUUGAUACAGAAGCUACUGAGCACCAAUGCCCACAUUGGCCGUCAAGUUGCAACUCAUCAUUUCAAAGAAUACACUUACGGCUUCCGCAACAAAAUGGCCAUUAUCGAUUCCGACAAGACCUUAAUUUGCAUGCGCAGUGCCUUCAACUUCAUUUCUUCUCUCGCGCGUCAAAAUGGACGCUUCAUGUUCAUCAACACCAACCCUCUCUUCGAUGAAAUCUUCGAACUUAUGUCCAAAAAAGUCGGUUGUUACAGUCCUUCUUCCAACGUUCUUUGGCGCACUGGUGGGUUCCUCACCAACAGUUACAGCCCUAAGAAGUUUCGUUCUCGCAACAAGAGGCUUUGUUUCGGUCCCACUCAGCCACCUGAUUGCAUCGUCAUUGUCGACACUGAGAGUAAAUCUUCUGUCAUCAACGAAGCUUUCAAACUUAACAUUCCAAUUGUCGCUCUUGUCGAUUCUGCAAUGCCCAUCCAUACUUUCAAUCGCAUUGCUUAUCCCAUUCCCGUUAAUCCUUCUGUUCAAUUUGUUUAUUUGUUUUGUAAUUUGAUUACCAAAACACUGCUUCUUGAGAAGAACAAGUUGCAGCUUUCUAAUCCCAAAAUUGAUGACAGAGAUGAAGCUACCAAAGUUGAAGAUAACAAGAAAAAGAAUAAUUUGGCUAAGGUUGGCAUCACUGUUAUCCCCUACGAUAGUUUAGCACCCUUGCCAGAAGAUAUAGAAGAAACUAAGAAGCUUUUGGAUAAGCUUGUUGUUUUGAAGGUCAAUCAUGCCUCUGGAAGAAAUAUGGGUUUUGAAAACCCCAAGUCUGCAAUAGAUAUUUGUGAUGGAAAGACAUUUCUAGACUUGAUCAUUAACCAGAUUGAGACCCUCAACUCCAAGUAUGAGUGCCAAGUUCCAUUGCUUAUUUUUAACAAAGAUGACACUCACGAUAGUACUUUAAAGGUUUUGGAGAAGUAUUCAGAGUCAAGCAUUGAUGUGCGCACUUUUAAGCAGGGUGAAGAUCCAAAGUUAGCCUUAUCAAGUGAACAUAGCAGCAAGGGGGAAGUGCAUACAUUUGACGAUGGUGAUAUUUUCCGUUCACUAAUGAUAGGUGGAACCCUUGAUUUAUUAUUGUCUCAGGGAAAAGAAUAUAUCCUUGUGAUGAAGUCAGACAAUGUGGCUACAAUCGUUGAUCCAAGUAUACUAAAUCAUUUGAUGACAAAUGCUAUUGAUUAUUGCAUGGAGGUGACACCAAGCCAUACAUUUAAUGUGAUAUUAACUCCAAUGAAUUUUAAGCUUCAAGAGAUUGCUCGAAAUCAAGAUAAACAUUUGAAGGACAAAUUCAAACUCAUCGAUACAACAAACAUGUGGGUGAGUUUAAGAGCCAUUAAGAGACUAAUUGAUUCUAACAAACUAAAGCUCAAGAAGCCCUCAAGUUUGAAGGAGAAUGACUAUGAUCAAACUCUUCUGCAAGAAACAGAUACCGGACCUGCAGUACAGUUCUUUGAGAGUGUAAUUGGUGUCUCAAUACCUGAAUCUCGCUUUCUUCCCUUGGAUGCAACAUCGGAUUUACUGCUUCUACAGUCAGACCUAUACACUCUUAGAGAAGGUGCUUUAACUCGUAAUCCAGCUAGAACCAACCCUUUAAAUCCUGUGAUUGAUUUUGGACCCGAAUUUGAAAAGAUUGGUGACUUUGAAGGUCGGUUCAGAUCCAUUCCAAGUAUCACGGGGUUGGAUAGUUUGAUUGUGAGAGGUGAUGUGUGGUUUGGAGCUAAUAUUACUUUAAAGGGACACGUGACUAUUGUUGCAAAACCUGGCUUGAAAUUGGAAAUUCCAGAUGGAGUGGUAAUUGAGAAUAAGGAGAUCAAUGACCCUGCAGAUAUCCUAGGAUGAAUGGUUCAUGGAAGCUGAUGGUAUAUGUUUUUAACAAAUAUGUGAAUUUCGGAAGCUUUGAUGUGCAAUACAAUUUAUAUUCGUCACAUUAGCAGCCUGCCAUCAAUUAGACUUUUUAUUUACUCAGAUCCAAAAGGUUGCAGAAGCAAAUAAUAUUCGGCACAUUUUUUUCAAGUGUCAUGAUAGCGAUUAAAUAAUUAUGUCUACCCAUUUAUUUGAGCAUAUAGCUUUGGCUUUUAGAGUAAGUAAGGCUUGACCUCUGAGAUAAGGAAUAUAAAAGCAUUAGUUUUGCUGAUUUUUCGCCCUGAUACCAGAGAUUCACACUGAUUUACUGUACCAAAGAGUUGGAGUGGAGCAGACUUUUUUUUUCUUAGUUAAUUGAAUGCGUGCAUAUUUGUCAUUGGCUUAGAUGCACUACUAAUAUAAUUCUAAAGCUUGAAUUUAUCAUUUCGAUUGUAUUUGAAACUAUAAGAACAGGAAGAGAAAGAAUUUAUGCUUAAUUAUGUUGCUGUUUCUUGUAAAUAUAAGGUAUUUUACUGUUA
Messenger RNA from Cicer arietinum (chickpea), 2641 nucleotides. Its product is annotated as UTP--glucose-1-phosphate uridylyltransferase-like. The record is from RefSeq and is a predicted model, not a curated record. Gene Ontology annotation, biological process: translation; UDP-alpha-D-glucose metabolic process. Lineage: Eukaryota; Viridiplantae; Streptophyta; Magnoliopsida; Fabales; Fabaceae. Gene Ontology annotation, molecular function: structural constituent of ribosome; UTP:glucose-1-phosphate uridylyltransferase activity. Gene Ontology annotation, cellular component: ribosome.